Ambispora leptoticha is the source of this 1205-nucleotide messenger RNA. Lineage: Eukaryota; Fungi; Glomeromycota; Glomeromycetes; Archaeosporales; Ambisporaceae. The record is from the annotation of a GenBank genome assembly.
UGAUAACAAGUGAAUUUGCAACUACUUCUAGACGAGGGGCAAUGAUGGCAUCCGUGUUUGCGAUGCAAGGUUUUGGAAUUCUAUCAGCAGGGAUUUUUGCAGUCGUAGUAUUAUCAUUUUACAAACAAGCAAUAAAUGAGGAUAAAAGUAAUGUAGAUUAUGUAUGGCGUAUAGUUACUGGUCUUGGCAUUAUCCCAGCCUUUAUCGGGCUGUAUUUUCGUCUGACUAUACCAGAAUCACCACGUUUCACAAUUGAUAUUGAAGGAAACGUAGGAAAAGCAGCAAACGAUAUUAUGGUGGUCACAAGAAAAGCUUCCGUUGCCGGAGAAUAUAAAGAUAAUCCGAACCUGUGCACGAAACCACCAGCCAAUAGUUGGCAAGACUUUAAAGAGUAUUUUGGGCAAUGGAAAAACGCGAAAGUUUUAAUUGGGACAAGCAUGUCUUGGUUUGUGUUGGAUAUUGCAUUUUAUGGAAUUGGAUUGAAUAAUGGCAUUAUUUUGAACGCUAUCGGAUUCGCAAAAAGUUCUGAUCCAUUUACAUCACUAUGGAAUAUGACAGUUGGAAACAUCAUAAUUACUAUGCUUGGUACUGUACCUGGUUACUGGUUCACUGUAUUUUUUAUUGAUACUUUGGGAAGAAAAUUUAUCCAAGCAAUGGGAUUUGCGAUUUUGACGUUCUUCCAAAAUUUCGGGCCAAAUUCGACGACAUUUAUAGUUCCUGGAGAAGUGUUUCCGACCCGUUAUCGGUCAACAGGCCACGGUAUUGCGGCAGCAUCUGGAAAACUUGGCGCAAUAAUCGCACAAGUUGGAUUCUUAACGCUUAAGGAUAUUGGUGGACCAAAUAUGUGGGUUAAUCGACUCAUACAAAUAUUCGCGGGAUUUAUGUUCCUCGGAUUCCUGUUCACAUUAUUAAUCCCGGAAACGAAAAAGAAAUCACUCGAAGAAUUAUCGAAUGAAAAUCAAAAAGAUUUCUUGAAGGGUAGACGAACGAUUGAACAGGAAGAAUGCAAUGAAGUAAUGAUGAUGUAUAGACCGCGACAAAUGAAAAUGCAUUAUAUGGACGAAGAUGACUUUUAUAACAAGACUGUUACCGUAGAGAAAUCACCAACAUCUACCAAUUCAGCGACAACCUAUGUGCCAGAACAACUGGAUUCGAGUCUGAAGUCUCGAAUUUAUAGUAAUACCAACCAAAAGUCAUACUUUUAG